UGAAAUUUCCCCAUAUGGGAACGGAACGGCUUCACCAUCAACCAACCCAACCAAUAUUUUCCCCUUUCUUUCCUUUGAUUUCAAGCUGACUCAUUCUUACGUUCUCGCCUCUCGGCUGCAAUCCCAUGAGUUCACUCCAGAGACAUUUUCUGAGAAGGGUCGUUCAGGGUGUUGGUAGAGAGAGGAAGAGUCGUUGGGGUUUGAUUACUGAGAGGAAAAUGGCGAAUGUUGUGAAUGACGGCGGUGAUUCGACGGAGGAGAUCGUCAAUGGCGCCGUCGGCGGUGGUGGUGGUGUUGAGGACGUGUAUGGUGAGGAUUUCGCCACGGAGGAGCAGUUCCUAACCCCUUGGGCUGUCUCCAUUGCUAGUGGGUAUAAUUUGAUGAGGGAUCCAAGGCACAACAAAGGGACAGCAUUCACAGAGAAAGAGAGGGAUGCUCAUUACCUGAGAGGUCUUCUUCCCCCAGCCAUAUUCACUCAGGAACUUCAGGAAAAAAGGUUGAUGCACAACCUUCGUCAGUUCGAAGUUCCUCUCCAGAGAUACAUGGCCAUGAUGGAUCUUCAGGAGAGGAAUGAAAGGUUGUUCUACAAGCUUCUGAUUGAUAAUGUGGAAGAGCUUCUGCCAGUUGUGUAUACUCCCACUGUUGGGGAGGCUUGCCAGAAGUAUGGCAGCAUUUUCAGGCGUCCCCAGGGGCUUUAUAUCAGCUUGAAAGAGAAGGGAAAGAUUCUUGAAGUACUUAAGAACUGGCCAGAGAGGAACAUUCAAGUCAUUGUUGUUACUGACGGUGAGCGGAUUCUUGGGCUUGGGGACCUUGGCUGCCAGGGAAUGGGAAUUCCCGUUGGGAAGCUUUCUCUGUAUACAGCACUGGGAGGAAUCCGUCCAUCAGCAUGCCUGCCAAUCACAAUUGAUGUUGGUACGAACAAUGAGAAGCUGUUGAAUGAUGAGUUCUACAUUGGUCUUAAACAAAGGAGGGCAACAGGACAGGAAUAUGCUGAACUUCUGGAAGAGUUCAUGACUGCAGUUAAGCAAAAUUACGGGGAGAAAGUCUUGGUACAGUUUGAAGACUUUGCAAAUCACAAUGCAUUCGACCUUCUAGAGAAGUACACUCGGAGCCAUCUUGUUUUCAAUGAUGAUAUUCAGGGCACGGCAUCUGUAGUUCUGGCAGGGCUAAUUGCGGCUCUCAAGUUGGUUGGUGGAACCUUAGCAGACCAUAAGUUCCUCUUCCUGGGAGCUGGCGAGGCUGGUACUGGCAUAGCUGAGCUUAUAGCACUGGAAAUUUCCAAGCAGACGAAAGCUCCGGUAGAAGAGACCCGUAAGAAGAUUUGGCUUGUGGAUUCAAAGGGGCUCAUUGUUAGUUCUCGCAAGGAGUCCCUUCAGCAUUUUAAGAAGCCCUGGGCUCAUGACCAUGAACCUGUGAAGAACCUCCUAGAUGCUGUUAAGGCAAUCAAGCCAACAGUUUUGAUAGGAUCAUCUGGAGCUGGUAGAACAUUCACAAAGGAGGUGGUUGAGGCAAUGGCCUCCUUCAAUGAGAAACCACUGAUUCUUGCUCUCUCAAAUCCCACGUCUCAGUCGGAAUGUACAGCUGAGGAAGCAUACACAUGGAGCCAGGGUCGUGCCAUCUUUGCUAGUGGAAGUCCAUUCGACCCGGUUGAGUACAAUGGCACACUGAUGGUGCCAGGACAGGCAAACAAUGCAUACAUAUUCCCCGGGUUUGGUCUCGGGCUGAUCAUGUCUGGGGCGAUCCGUGUCCACGAUGACUUGCUCUUAGCAGCCUGUAAGUUUCAUCCAAACACCAUAAUCCUCAUCUGAUGUCCAGUCAUUGGCCUGGUCUUCUCAUAUGCUGCUGUGGUUUCUGGAACAGCGGAAGCUUUGGCAGUGCAGGUAGAAGAUGAGCAUUUCAAGAAGGGACUGAUAUACCCACCAUUUACCAACAUAAGGAAGAUAUCAGCAAAUAUUGCUGCAAAGGUUGCUGAUAAGGCUUAUCAGCUAGGUCUGGCCUCCCGCCUGCCCAGGCCAAAGGAUCUGGUGAAGCACGCUGAGAGCUGCAUGUACAGCCCUCUCUACAGGACUUAUCGUUGAAGCCUGUACUGGAAUGGAUAUUGAAAUUUUCUAGGGCCUAUAACUCUAUUAUUAUUAUUAUGAAGUAUUCAACGAUGUCGAUUGUUUAAGUUCCUAAUCAUGCCUUGAUUCACCUUAUUUGUUCUCCCAAAAGUUUGUUCUUUCGUAUGUGACACUUUCGGUUUUGGUAUCUUGAUUGUUAGUGAAGUAAGACCCCCUCCCUACCUUAGGUCUUCUAAGUAAUGUAGAAGCCAAGCGCUCUUGUUUCCACAUUCUGACCUAUAUCUAAUUUGUCCUACGUUCAUUAAAUCAAAAAUAAAAUUUUGAUUAUUGGGAGUGGUAUGAAUUGAAUACAAGGUG
Molecule: messenger RNA, 2417 nt
Organism: Linum tenue
Lineage: Eukaryota; Viridiplantae; Streptophyta; Magnoliopsida; Malpighiales; Linaceae
Source: the annotation of a GenBank genome assembly